Messenger RNA from Galendromus occidentalis (western predatory mite), 4071 nucleotides. It is a transcript of the gene BicC, whose product is annotated as protein bicaudal C. Gene Ontology annotation, molecular function: RNA binding. The record is from RefSeq and is a predicted model, not a curated record. The coding region runs from base 1 to 2484 and encodes 827 amino acids. NCBI's taxonomy places the organism in Eukaryota, Metazoa, Arthropoda, Arachnida, Mesostigmata, Phytoseiidae. Gene Ontology annotation, cellular component: cytoplasm. The transcript has 14 exons.
AUGGAAAUACCCGCCCGGGAGAUGGAAAUCAACAGCAGUAACCCGAAUCAUUGUGCAAAUUUCAAUAUCGUUGCCAGAGCUCCCCCUGCCGCAGUCGAGAAUCAGUGUGUGGUCCAGCUUGUGAACAUGUCCAAGAAGGUCUUCGAUCAACUGCAAGACGAUUCUGCGCCUGCUCGGGACUUCGUGCAAGAGAUAGAGAUGUCGACUGGAGCCCUCAUCAAGGCCGUGGAUCGUGAGAUGACUCGGUUAUCUCCAGGCCAACACUUCGGCCAGCAGAAGGCUCGGAAAGAGUACUUCUUCCAAGUCGCGGGUUCGGUUGCGCAAGUUGAACGAGCCAAAGACGAGCUAGAAAGGACUUUCAAAAAUCAAUGCCACGACGACGAGCGCGUCUCUCUCAAAAUGGACGUCUCGUUCUCCGACCACUCAUUCAUUAUCGGACGCUUCGGACGCGGCAUCCAGAACGUCUCGCACGAAACGAACUGCCUCAUACAUUUCCCCGAUUCGAACAAGAACAAACAGUAUGAGAAGAGCAACCAGGUCUCGAUCUCCGGACCACCGGAGGGCGUGCUGGAGGCUCGCCGUCGAAUUCGGAAGCUCCUGCCGAUCUCUUUCGCGUUCGUGAUCGCGGACGCUCAUCACAACGAUGCCAUGUGGCAGGUCGGCCCCCAGAUUUUCGAAGUUCGACCUCGGGUGCAAGAAAUGAUAAACAUUCUCCAAAACGAGCAUCGAAUCACCAUAACCAUGCUACCAAUGCACAGCCUCCAGUCAUCGGCUGCAUUGGUCACAGUUCGAGGACGGCAUGCCAACAUCGAUCGCAUCAAAGACGGAAUUCUCAAAUUGAUGGCGUUCCUGGCACCAGACAAUCCCCAGCUGUCCGUUUACGUAGGCAUCGAGGUCUCCCCUCAUCAUCUCGAUUUCGUGACGGGACCUUCAGGGAUCAAACUGUUCGAAUUGAUGAGGGAGACGAACACCACCAUCGAGAUCCCCGAGAUUCUCGAUCGACGUCAGUCGAUCCCAACGGUCCGGAUCGUCGGCCAGGUUCUGAACGUCUACGACGCUUGGGUGAAAUUCAUGGAUCUAUUGCCGUUGGCAUUGCUGGUCGAGAUCCCUGCCGACGCGAGUCCCAUCCCGGACCUUCCUCCGCUGCCAACCGAGGGCGCUUGGAGCGUCGGCGAUGACAAUCUGCUCCCGCUCACCGAGGACCUGUCCUUCGCGUCAUCGUGCGGUGCCUCGAGAAUCGACGACAUUGCUCAUACCCUAAACGAGCACCUGGAGCCAUACGAUAUAACGUUGAUUUCCCGUCAAAAAAGUCGGGAAAUCCGGGAAAUCAAUCGUCAGUGGUGGCUUGUAAUCAAAGGUCCGGAGAAAUAUGUCGAUAUCAUGUUCGAGAUCCACAAGUCUCUCAACAAGGACGACCCAGUGGCCCACGUGCUAUCGUACAUUCAGGAAAUUCCAGAGCCGGCUCGGUACUCGAGAUACAGCUUCCGACCAUCCAAUCGCAUCGGCUCCGCACUCAUCGGUUCGGAUGUGGAUCGCUGCUUCCGACCUGGUGCCGCGGACUUGACGAACGCUUGGGCUGCGCCUCCGAAUACGGCCGCCUUGCGCCAACGAUCUUCCGCCUUGAACUGGUCCCAAGACGAAGCAACCUCCUCGAUGACCUCUACGCCGAUCAAACCGACGCGUCAAACGAGUAGCCAAGUCGACUCGUCGAGCCUCCCGAAUUCUUACUGGAAAGAAGCUUCCAAUGAGCCGUUGCCGAGCUCCUUCUUGAGCGCUUUGGAGGAAUCGAUGGAUUCCGUGCGUUUGGCGUCCGGUCGGUCUUCAAACUCUGGAUGCGCGGGUCGGGAUUCGUUUGCUCUGAACGGUGCUGCUAGUGGGUACUCGAGCUUCCGCGCUCCGUCAGUCCGGACACACUCGCUGCUCGGAACUUCAAGCUCUUCGACUGGCCAAGAUCAAGCUUGCUCCUUCGGGAAGACGAGCCACCCAUUGUUCGACGACGAUAUUCUCCGGGACUGUCUGAAGGACCUCCCGUCGUCAUCCAAUACCCUCAGUGACAUGCGUUCUUGCGCCAGCAAUGGCAGUUCUUUCGAUUCUUUCGUAGGUGCUAAACAAGGUUUCGGCAAUGCACCCUUGGCUACAUCGUCCGAUAUAUUCUUCGGUAACUCGAAGCGUCCGACAUACAAGGAUCACCCACGUCAUUCAUUCUUCUCGAGUUACAGCACCGAGAGCGAUUUCGCAUCGCGUUCCACCAAGAGCCUCGACUUAGAUUCGGCUUCUCCGAUGCAUUCAGAUCUCGGAAACUCGGAUUCUGGCUACUCGGUUCUGAAGGAGGGUUUCGGAAACCUCGACUUCGAUGCAAUGUGUUUCAAGACCACCGGGGAACGUGCCAACGAUGCGAGUCGCUACAAUCUCUGGGGUCAAGACAACACUCGGGGAAAGACUUUCGACGCUGCGCCAGGGUCCGGAAGAGAGGGUCAUUCUUAGAGGCUAUGAUCAUCCGUACGGCAGUGUUCUUCGCGGCACAGGUCCUUGAUCCGUCGGCCUCGAAACCUAACAACCCAGAUGAUCUAGAAACGAAUCAAGAAACCCGAACCAUGUGUGCGAAGUAACUGCGGCCUUAUCGAUCUCAAGAUAUUCAGCUAAGAAGGAAGAUUGUAUCCUAAAUGCGAAAAGACAUCCAACUCACUCAAUUGCAACUCCUGAGAGAAGGGAGACCGUGUGUGUGACUUAGUGAUUGAGCACGCGGAGCGACCCUCCCAUUACUUAACCUAUCAUUCAACGAACCAACCUAAAGGAAAAAAACAUCCCAGCAGGACGACAAGUGACUUGAUGCCAGUGUCCCUUCGGACGCCAUCUGAGAAGAGGACUUUUAGAAGAGGACCUUAUAUGACCUACUUGGAUGAGAAAAAAAGUUGAACGAAAAUUCAGAAGAACUGAGCGAAAACAGAUUUACAAACUAAAUUAUAAUCUCUACCAAUAUCGAUUAUGCUCUGCCUCCAUGGACAUCUAAGAGAGACGCCACGGUCAGUGGAACUACGAUAUCGAAAGAUAGUAUCUCCGAUACUGCUAACGCCAAGUGGUCGAUGCGAACGAACAACGACGGGAUUCUUCGAUGCGAAGAGAGGUAUGAAUAGAAACUUCCGGAACCGAAGACGGAAAGAGAGUUCCAAUAGAAUGGGAGACGAUUCUCAGCAUUGAGUUGCGGCGCGUCGUCGCUCCGGGAACUUCGCGUCAGACAUGCGGAUGUUCCGAUUAUGCCUUAAUCAACCUUUUGCUAUUACAUACUCUAAUCGAAACUUCAUGAUAUUAGUCGAUCCUCAUUUUGUUAGAACAGGAGGAUUGGUGAUUGUUAACCUUAAGCGGAACGAAGAAUACAUAGAUUUUGAGAGAUAUAUUUGAGUAUAUAUUUGAAAAAGAGGAAGCGAUUGUUUGAGAGACGUAUAAGUUUUGUCAUGGAUUGGAAACUAUGGUCAGGACGUACACGAAUUACCGCAGAGAUCGAAGCACGGCUCCGCGAUCACUCGAAUUCGUACGAAAGCUUGAGACGGGAAACGAACUGGACCAGAGGGCGACCCAUGUCGUCAUCAGUGCUAAACCGACAAUCGAUGGAGUUAUCUGCGGCGUGAAGUCGUCGAGAGCUUGGCGAAAAUCGACAAUAUCACAACAUCGACGAGGUCGAGUUGACGGAACUCCGGGAGUGUCGCCUUUGCAACUCUUAACAUCAGGCUCUCAAGUCUUUUAUGCUCUCCCGCGGUCAGAUCAGCGCAUGGUGCGCGGUCGACCAUGGAGAAUUUUGGAAUCGUCUUGAGCCGGCUCGGUGCCCGUUCGAACGAAUAUGGGUUUGCAUUUUUCAGAGAUAUUUGCUUGGAGCUGUUGAUUGAGCUAGCCUGUCGACCUUGUUCUAAAACCACAGAUGACUCUAUCUAGCACCUAGUUCAUCCAUUUUAUUAAUCUCUGCGAUGUGAACGAAAAGAAACGAUAAAAUAGAAAGCUGGUCCGCUUCACUACGCGUUGUUACUACGAUUAAUAUUGGAUCAAUGUUUGGAUAAAUAAAUAAAUAAACAUGUAAGG